Messenger RNA from Arachis duranensis, 1964 nucleotides. RefSeq lists its product as uncharacterized. Bases 167 to 1852 code for a protein of 561 amino acids. The transcript is spliced from 7 exons. The record is from RefSeq and is a predicted model, not a curated record. Lineage: Eukaryota; Viridiplantae; Streptophyta; Magnoliopsida; Fabales; Fabaceae.
CAACACACUUACACACCGAAGAGAAAAAGGAAAAGGAAAAGAAAAAGAAAACACGACACACUUCAGAGUUCAGAUCCGUCUUAGCAGGCACACGAAGCUAGCUAUGCUAAGCUGAGCUUGUUGAGAAGCUGCAAGAACAACAGAAAAACAUUGAGAGAGAGAGAAGAUGAGAUAUGGAGGAGGAAGAAGGAGGCGAAUGUUGUUGCAACCGUUUGUGGUGUUGUGUGCGGUGGUGACGGGUUUGGGGCUGUUGAUGCUGGCGUUGAGGCCGAUGGAUCCUCCGAUUACCGUCGAUUUCCCGCAGGAUUUCGAGUUCGAAGAGUCCAAUAGCUCCAGUUUAGACGGCAUCGGUGGCGAUGAGGAUGGUGGCGACGAUGCCGAUGCGACCAUCGGAGUGGGGAACGCGGCUGAGGAGGGCGUGGGAGAGAAAACGUGCGCGACGGUAGAGAAGAUGGGGAAGGAUUUCAGCAGAAGCGUUGGGAUUGAAACCCUCAGAGCGAGGAGAAUUGUUGAACAUCAUUUUUAUGUGAAUGGUGCUGCAAGAGUCAGGGAUUGGCCCCCGGAGCAGUUCUGUAGGCAUGGCUUCGUACUUGGAAAGACAGCUGAGGCAGGUUUUGGGAACGAAAUGUACAAGGUUUUAACUGCUGCAGCACUGAGUAUAAUGUUGAAUCGGUCCUUGAUCAUUGGCCAAACCAGAGGUAAAUAUCCUUUUGGAGACUACAUUUCUUAUUCCAACUUUACCUUUACGAUGAAAGAAAUAAAGCAUUUAUGGAGACAAAACAAUUGUGAAAGCAAAUAUGGAAGGGCACUGGUUAUGAGGACUGAUGAUUUUGAAAAGCCAACUGAAUCAAAUGUUCUCUGUAGCAAUUGGAAGCAAUGGAAGCAACCUAUCAUAUGGUUUCAAGGAACAACAGAUGCUGUGGCAGCACAAUUCUUCCUGAAAAAUAUACACACUCAGAUGAGGAUUGCUGCUUCUGAUUUAUUUGGUGAUCCACAAGUUCUAGGAUCUAGGCCGAAUGUAUUUGGGGAGCUCAUGAGAGUCCUCAUAUCCCCUUCAAAAGAUGUCGAAGCGGCUGUCGAUUGGGUUAUUGGUGGUGGGGAAAACCCUGACAUCUCAUUGCAUAUGCGGAUGCUUAUGAAUAGGUCUAUAAGAGCUGUACAGGCAGCAUUGCGCUGUAUAAAAAAAGCCAUAGAGAGUCAACACCUAACAUCAAGACCAAAGGUGGUGGUUGUGUCAGAUACACCUACCCUCGUUAAAAGUAUCAUAGCCAAUAUAAGUGAAUUUGCUGAGGUUAUUCAUUUUGAUUAUGAAAACUUCAAGGGAAGUAUGUUUCAAGGAUUGCAGAAGGCUGAUUUUAGAGUGAAGGAUUGGGGCCCAGCUCCCAGAUGGGUUGCUUUUGUUGAUUUUUUCCUUGCAUCUCGCGCUAGAUAUGCUGCUAUUUCCGGAGCGCACCGGCGAGUUGGUACUACCUAUGCUCAGUUAAUUGCUGCCCUCGCUGCAGCACAAAAUCUAGGAAACAACUCAACCGGUUCAAAUUUUGCAUUCUUUAGCAGCUUCCAAAGUAAUUUGUUGAAUGAUGGUUUGAAAAACCAGAUUGGUUGGGGCCAUGUUUGGAACAGAUAUGCCGGGCCAUUGAGUUGUCGCCGUCAGCCCAAUCAAUGCGCCUUCACGCCACUUCUCCCUCCUGCCUGGUGGGAUGGCCUUUGGCAAUCUCCUCUUCCAAGGGACAUCAAUAGACUCGCUUCCUUUGGCAUCAAACUAUCUGCCAUGGGCACAGUUGAUACCGAUUCCCUUCAGAAUCAUUGUAAUUCAAAGAAACCUGUCGUGAGAACUGUUAAAUUCGAUUUGUAGUUUUUGGAAGUCGUAUUUAAUUGUAUUCUUUUUUGAAUAUUUAUAAUAAUUAUUAGUAUAGAAUGUUGUAUCAUUUGUUUAAUUUGCAUCCAAGUAUUCCUAGUCUCGUUUC